GACUUGUUCCUAAUCUGAGUGACUGAGCCCUCCCUUCUGCUCCUCCCCCUCCUCUCUUCUUCUUCCCCUUCACAAUCAGCUGCCUGAGAGGCUACCAAUCCAUCCACUUCACAACUAUUCUGUCUUACCAGGCUGGGAGGACUUGGCAUGGAGUGCCCUGGCAUGAGGAUUCUUACUAUGAUCAACUAGAAGUGGCAAGGACCCGGGAAGCGCUUUCCAGCACAUCAGCAGAAAGAGCAUUUAAAGGAGAAGGAAGCGAGCUGACACCCACAGAAAGGAACAAACCUUAGCCCUGAUGGGGGAAGUAGGAACAAAGCGCUCAGCACUUGUCUCCAAGCUGCCAAUAUUUAGACGCACUUUAAGCCGUAAACAAGACUCCUUGCCUUCCUCGCCUUCUUCCAACAAUACUGGUGGACUGCACAGUUCCUCACCUUCUAGUACAAAUUCCAGCUCAGGAAGCACCGGAAAACGCAGAAGUAUAUUUCGCACUCCAUCCUUAAGUUUUCAACAUAAAAAAGAGAACGAUAAAAGAUAUGAAUGUAGCCAAGUAACAAAUAGUUCUGAGGCAGCCCAAAAUGCACUGAAGAAUCUUGAUUUGGAGGAGCAGUCUAAGGUCAAAUUAAAGGGUUCAAUAAGUAUUCCUGGCUCAUGUAGAAAGAAAAUUACCAGAUCUUAUACUGAAAACUUUGAAGGGAAGAAAGAACAUUCUCAUAAAAAUGUGUUCACAAACUGCUUAGGUAAAAGUGAAGGAGAUGACUCAGGAUAUAUAGAGGGUCAAACCAGGCGUUCUGUUAAACAUUCCUCAAGGAAACUUCUUCCUAGGUCAUUUUCAUCCCAUUACAGGUUCUCCAAACAUGGAUCUCAGUGUCCCACAGUUUCACCGUCACAAUUAUCAGGAUGUAAAGAAGAAACUUCUACUGAAACAAAUUCUUUAACUGCCAAGAUGUCACAUAGCACCACUGAAGUAACAGAUAAUACAGAACCCUCAUUGCAGUCACACCUUGUAUCAACUGAUCAUACAACAGCUCCACAGACACCAUCUGAUUUCACUUUUAUGGAUGAUACGGCCUCUGAAUCUGAUUCUCUGCCCAACAGUACAAAUCAUCAUUCCAGCAAGCAGCACUUUUGCCAUCCAGUCUCUACCUCACAAAAUUUUGCCAGCCCAAUCCCCAGUACUACAGAAGACAAAAACGAUAAAGACCAAGUAGAAGACUUCUCCCAUAGUGAUGGUUUGUCCCUUACAAAACCCAAAGUUGAGGCAAUUGUGGAAAGAUCUGAGUCACAUUUGUCUCUUAUAGGUUCCAAACCACUGUUACCUAUUUGUGAACUAUCUUCAAGCAAUGCUUACAAUGUCAAAAAUGGUAUCGGGGAGCAACAUAUAGACAAGUCAGUUUUUCAAAAUGGAGAACACUCUUACUCUACGCAAACUUUUCCAAAGAGAUCUGAGCCAGCAGUAUAUCAUCAACGCCAUGCAACUUCAACCAUGCCAAACCAUCAUUCAUUGCAAGGAACAAAUAGAAUUGCAUCUUUCGAGACACAGUCUGCCAUGAUCCAUCAUGGUCAUACUAGAGUUAACUAUGCCAGCAGUUUCAGCCCACAUCGAGAUGGGCGAUAUUCAGAGAGACGUUUGCGUUCUUCCUCAGAGGGCACAGCAGGGGGCAGCAGAAUGGCUUUCAAACCAAAGGAGGGAAGUUCAGAUGAAGGGGGUCAUUUUCGAAAACAGAGAACAAUCUCAACGUCUUCAAAAAUGAAUAGCAUGGAUGUGUUAAAUAAUUUGGGCUCCUGUGAAUUGGAUGAAGAUGAUCUCAUGCUUGACCUGGAGUUUACAGAAGAGCAGCAGCUUCGGCGAGUGUGCAAAGAAGAUUCAUACCAGUCCAUCGCAUCAUGUUCAGCAGUGGUGUUCCCCCAUAUGGAACAAGAAAGCAAAACAAAUAAAUCUAAAGAAGAAGAACCAAAAAUGGCUGAAACUACAAAAAGAAACCUCUUUCUACAUUUGCCAAAAGACAGCGAUCCAGAUGAUACUAAGUGCCCUCGUGUCUGCCAAGUGCCCAGCAGCCCAUCUGUGGAAUGGCCCUAUGCACAGGAAGAUUGCACUGGCUUGGAAUCAUUGCCUUUUAGAUUGAUGAUGCAAGACUGUACAUCUGUAAAGACAUUACUGCUCAAAAUGAAGAGGAUUCUGCAAGAGAGCUCUGAGUUGAGUCCAGCCAGCAGUACAACAUCCCUCCCGAUUAGCCCUAUUGUGGAAAAAAGUCUUCCAUUUAAGGAUAUAAUGAAAGAUGACUGCUCUAUGCUGAAGCUGCAGCUUAAAGAACGAGAUGAACUUAUCCACCAACUGCAAGAAGAGCUGAAAGCUGCUCAAACUUUACAGCCAUUAAAUGUCUUCAAGCAAGAUAAAUAUACCCAGACGGAAUCUUUAAACAAUGAAUUGACUAGCAAUAUCCAGAGGAACAUUGCAAGUACAGAAGCCUCCGUUUACAAAGCUAUCAAACCUGUUCAUUGUUUCCAGCAUUAUCAGUUUAAAACCAACAUCUGGACACAAGACGCUUUACACUAAUGUAUUCAAUUAAGUAUCAUUAAAAUGUAAUAAGCUCUGGUUACAAAACAAUAAUGUAUUCGCAAAUGUUGCUGCUAACUGCAGUUUUGCAUUAUCUGAAAUGAAAAUACUCCUUUUUGACAUUGGUGUACAGAUAUAUUUUCAUUGCAAGGACUUUAAUAACAAAAUAAGUGGGUUUUCUUCCUUCUGGGAGAUACAUUUUGUAUAAUAAUUUAAAAUGCAGAAGGACCAUGCACUUGGACCAGAAGGCAGCACAUUAUUUCAAGAAGCUUUUUUUCACCGACUACAUCAAUGAUGUGCUGUCUUAUCUGAUUUUGUUAAAUUAUUUUCUAAAAUGUUUUGUUUAUUUCU
This is a messenger RNA of Bufo bufo (common toad), 2905 nucleotides long. It is a transcript of the gene CCSER1, whose product is annotated as coiled-coil serine rich protein 1. Lineage: Eukaryota; Metazoa; Chordata; Amphibia; Anura; Bufonidae. The record is from RefSeq and is a predicted model, not a curated record. The coding region runs from base 296 to 2554 and encodes 752 amino acids. The transcript is spliced from 10 exons.